CAUUAGUUGACGUUCUGGAAAGACUGCAGUUUCCAGUGGAAGUGCGCCUUGUAGCCACGGAACAUUCUCUACAGUUCUUUGACCGGGGUCAACUGUCUGUCCAGGUGUACAGAGACGAUGAUGAGUGGUCUUCAUGGCAGAAAAUGGGUGACCCUGUUUUGCAUAUAGAGCUUCGUAAGUGGGCGGAUAUCUUCGUUAUAAGUCCCUUGGAUGCUAAUACAUUGGCUAAACUUGCGAACGGCAUCUGUGAUAAUUUACUGACGUGUAUUGUCCGGGCGUGGGACCGACGGAAGCCGCUGCUGUUUGCCCCAGCCAUGAAUACUAAUAUGUUUGAGCAUCCUCUUACCAGUCAGCAGAUCAGUAUUCUACAGGGCUUUGACUACACCUACAUUCCCACUAUCUGUAAGACCCUGGCUUGUGGAGACACGGGAGCGGGAGGUAUGGCAGAAGUCACCACAAUAGUACAGAAGAUCAUAGACGUCUUAGAGGAACUGCCUCAGGCCAGUCAAACCUAAUCUGGUGACUUCGUUCAUUUAUGGAUUAUGUUAUGUUGUAUAUUUGGAGCUCAUAGUGUCAUUUUAUCUGAAUAAAAGAGUUAUUUUAAUACA
Molecule: messenger RNA, 608 nt
Organism: Liolophura sinensis
Lineage: Eukaryota; Metazoa; Mollusca; Polyplacophora; Chitonida; Chitonidae
Product: phosphopantothenoylcysteine decarboxylase-like
Exons: 5
Coding region: 144-515 (123 amino acids)
Biological process (GO): coenzyme A biosynthetic process
Cellular component (GO): phosphopantothenoylcysteine decarboxylase complex
Molecular function (GO): phosphopantothenoylcysteine decarboxylase activity; FMN binding
Source: RefSeq, a predicted model, not a curated record